AUGAAAAUCAAAAACCUCCUGCUCAAAAAAAGAAAUAAUCUCUCAACGUCCUUCUGCCUGGAGUCAGAAACGAAUGUACUAAAGGACCACAUUCCGAUCCAUACGUUGAAAGAAAAUCACAAAACUAAAGUGUUCUACAGUUAUAACCUCGUAGAUGGUUAUAAAUACAAAAUAAUUAUCAAAAGGAAAAAAUAUAACUUAAAAAAUGCCAAACUUAUAAUUUCUUCACUGGACCAUCCAUAUAUCAUUAAGUUGAUUCACUGUUGUGAAUAUGCCUCUUCGUUCAUCAGCGUCUUUGAGUUUUUCUCAGACACAAAUUUAUACUCCUCCGUAAUUUUCUCCGCAAAAUAUGAUGAAAAGAGGAUAAAGAAUAUAGUAUAUCAGAUCAUACGAACGGUCCAUUACCUGCACUCAAACAACUUAGCACACAAGCAACUACUUCCCCAAAGUUUCCUCAUCAAAUCCGUGAAUAACGAAAUGAUGAUUAAAUUGGAAGACGUCCAUAAAAUUAAGACCUAUUCUUCGAGACCCAAUUCAAAAAUUAGGGGCCAAAACGUCUACAGCAUUGGACUGAUAAGUAAUAACAGAAAGAGGGAACCAAAUGUACAGGAGUGA
Messenger RNA from Plasmodium cynomolgi strain B, 615 nucleotides. RefSeq names its product calcium-dependent protein kinase. The record is from RefSeq and is a predicted model, not a curated record. Bases 1 to 615 code for a protein of 204 amino acids. NCBI's taxonomy places the organism in Eukaryota, Apicomplexa, Aconoidasida, Haemosporida, Plasmodiidae. Gene Ontology annotation, biological process: intracellular signal transduction; intein-mediated protein splicing; protein autophosphorylation. Gene Ontology annotation, molecular function: ATP binding; calmodulin binding; calcium/calmodulin-dependent protein kinase activity. Gene Ontology annotation, cellular component: nucleus; cytoplasm. The transcript is spliced from 5 exons.